AUGGAAAUGUAUCUUCCAUUCUGUGGGAUUGCUAUCUCUAAUGCUCAGCUGUUUGCUGCUUCCAGGAAGGAGUACGAUAGAAGCAGAGCCUUGCUAGAAGUGGUUAAUGAUCUCUUUGAAGAACAGACAGACUUAGAGAAAAUUGUGAAGAAAAUUAUGCACCGAGCCCAAACUCUGCUGAAGUGUGAGCGUUGCUCGGUAUUGCUUCUUGAGGACAUUGACUCUCCCGUGGUGAAAUUUACCAAAUCAUUCGAGCUGAUGUCUCCAAAGUGCAGUGCAGAUACUGAGAACAGUUUGAAAGACAGCAUGGAGAAACCAUCAUCAUCUUAUUCCGACUGGCUAGUAAAUAGUAGCAUUGCUGAACUCGUAGCUUCCACGGGCCUCCCAGUGAACAUCAGUGAUGCAUAUCAAGAUCCUCGCUUUGAUGCAGAAGCUGACCAAAUUUCUGGCUUUCAUAUAAGAUCUGUUCUCUGUGUCCCUAUAUGGAACAGCAGCCACCAAAUAAUUGGGGUAGCCCAAGUGUUGAACAGGCUUGAUGGGAAACCUUUUGAUGAUGCUGACCAGCGACUCUUUGAGGCAUUUGUUAUAUUUUGCGGCCUGGGCAUCAACAAUACCAUAAUGUAUGACCAAGUAAAUAAAUCCUGGGCAAAGCAGUCUGUAGCUCUUGAUGCUUUGCGCUACCACAGCAGCUGUAACAACCAAUCCCCAAGAGCCAGUGUAGACAAGUUUGCUCUGGCAAACAUCCCACUCGUGUCAGAGCUUGGCAUAGACAACAUCCAUUUUGAUGACUUCUCCCUCGACGUGGAUACCAUGAUAACUGCAGCCCUCCGGAUGUUCAUGGAGCUGGGAAUGGUUCAGAAAUUUAAAAUUGACUAUGAGACGUUGUGCAGGUGGCUUUUGACAGUUAGGAAGAAUUAUCGAAUGGUUCUGUAUCACAACUGGAGGCAUGCUUUCAAUGUGUGCCAGCUAAUGUUUGCAAUGUUAACCAUUUUUAAAAUGCUGCUUUGGCGGCAGCCGCCACCACAGAACAAGAAUCUUCACGGCAUGACUGAAGAAUAUUUCAUGUCGCAUACUACUGCCUACCCUGUGGAUGAAAUCAGAAUUACCAUUCAGUUUAUUCUGGGUGGUUUUUAUGGAAACUUGCUUACCUGUUUUUGUAUUUUUAUAUAUUAUAUUACUGAAGAAUGGCACGAAACACAGAGAAAUAGUUUGUCCAUACUGAGUGGAUCUGCUUUGGCUCAACUGUACGGGACGUCCGCUACCCUGGAGCACCAUCAUUUUAACCAUGCUGUCAUGAUUCUUCAAAGUGAGGGUCACAACAUCUUUGCUAACUUGUCCUCCAAGGACUACAGUGACCUUAUGCAGCUACUGAAGAAGUCGAUAUUGGCAACCGACCUCACUCUCUAUUUUGAGAAGAGGAGUGAGUUUUUUGAACUCGUCGGCAAAGGUGACUACAACUGGAGUGUUAAUGGCCAGCGAGAAAUAUUCCGAUCAAUGCUAAUGACAGCCUGUGACCUUGGAGCUGCAACCAAACCGUGGGAGAUUUCAAGACAGGUUGCUGAACUGGUAACGAGCGAGUUCUUCGAACAAGGAGACAGAGAGAGGUCCGAGCUCAAGCUCACGCCUUCUGCUAUUUUUGAUCGGAACAGGAAAGAUGAACUGCCUCGAUUGCAGCUGGAGUGGAUUGAUAGCAUCUGCAUGCCUCUCUAUCAGACUUUAGUGAAAGUCAACAGCAAACUGCAGCCCAUGAUAGACUCUGUAGUGGCCAACAGAAGCAAGUGGGAGGAACUGCACCAAAAAAGACUGCUCUCUCAGGAAAGGACGACGUCCCCUUCUUCCAACUUUGCUGCACCUCUGGAGGACAUAAAUUAA
This is a messenger RNA of Gekko japonicus, 1872 nucleotides long. RefSeq names its product phosphodiesterase 11A (gene PDE11A). Lineage: Eukaryota; Metazoa; Chordata; Lepidosauria; Squamata; Gekkonidae. The coding region runs from base 1 to 1872 and encodes 623 amino acids. Gene Ontology annotation, molecular function: protein binding; 3',5'-cyclic-nucleotide phosphodiesterase activity. Gene Ontology annotation, biological process: signal transduction. The record is from RefSeq and is a predicted model, not a curated record. The transcript is spliced from 20 exons.